This is a messenger RNA of Drosophila teissieri, 1647 nucleotides long. It is a transcript of the gene Tm2, whose product is annotated as tropomyosin-2. The transcript has 4 exons. The record is from RefSeq and is a predicted model, not a curated record. Gene Ontology annotation, molecular function: actin filament binding. Lineage: Eukaryota; Metazoa; Arthropoda; Insecta; Diptera; Drosophilidae. Gene Ontology annotation, biological process: actin filament organization; muscle contraction. Gene Ontology annotation, cellular component: actin filament. The coding region runs from base 205 to 1059 and encodes 284 amino acids.
UGUGAGUUUUUCCGAUUUUCCGAUUUCCCCCGAGUGGCACUGGCAGUGUGCGUGUGCGUUGGAUCUUGGGGUCGCUUUCUGGGCUAAGCAACUUGGUCAGCAUCAGUGUUCUCGGGGUUUCGACAGCGUAUAGUGUGUUUGAAACGCUAAGUGCUUUUUUCCAGUUUUCUUCCCUUGUAAGUCAAAAACAAAAACACAAACACCAUGGACGCCAUCAAGAAGAAGAUGCAAGCGAUGAAGCUUGAGAAGGAUAACGCCAUCGACAAGGCCGACACCUGCGAGAACCAAGCCAAGGAUGCCAACUCCCGCGCCGACAAACUGAACGAGGAGGUGCGCGAUCUGGAGAAGAAGUUCGUCCAGGUGGAGAUCGAUCUGGUCACCGCCAAGGAGCAGCUGGAGAAGGCCAACACCGAGCUGGAGGAGAAGGAGAAGCUCCUGACCGCCACCGAGUCCGAGGUGGCCACCCAGAACCGCAAGGUGCAACAGAUUGAGGAGGAUCUGGAGAAGUCCGAGGAGCGCUCGACCACCGCCCAACAGAAGCUGCUGGAGGCCACCCAGUCGGCCGAUGAGAACAACCGCAUGUGCAAGGUGCUGGAGAACCGUUCCCAGCAGGAUGAGGAGCGCAUGGACCAGCUGACCAACCAGCUGAAGGAGGCCCGCAUGCUGGCUGAGGAUGCCGAUACCAAGUCCGACGAGGUCUCCCGCAAGCUGGCCUUCGUUGAAGACGAGCUGGAGGUGGCUGAGGAUCGUGUCCGCUCCGGCGAGUCCAAGAUCAUGGAGCUGGAGGAGGAGCUCAAGGUUGUCGGCAACUCCCUGAAGUCCCUGGAGGUGUCCGAGGAGAAGGCCAACCAGCGCGUGGAGGAGUUCAAGCGCGAGAUGAAGACCCUGUCCAUCAAGUUGAAGGAGGCCGAGCAGCGCGCCGAGCACGCCGAGAAGCAAGUGAAGCGCCUGCAGAAGGAGGUCGACAGGCUAGAGGACGAGUUGGGCAUCAACAAGGACAGGUACAAGUCCCUGGCCGACGAGAUGGACUCCACAUUCGCCGAGUUGGCUGGCUACUAAGUUGGCCAGCAGUCCCAUAUGUAUACCAAAUCCACACCAACAUCGAGCGGCAGCAGCGGAGGAAGAUGCAGAGGAAGAUGAAGAUGGAGGAUGGAGAUGGAGGAGGAGAUGGAGAUGGAGACGACGAUGGAGACUCUACGACUAAUUGUAAACGAACAUCUCAGAUUGAUUUGGCCAGCACGAAGAUCGGCGGCCGCAGAUACCAAGAACAACAUCCAUUGUGUAUGCAAUUCUUUAUAAAUCUAUAUAUUUCAUAAUAAAUAAAUAACAACAACAACCAGAUCAACAACAGCAACAAAAACAACAAGCAUAGAUUGAGUAGCACCGCGGAUUUGUUUUAUAAAAAGUAAAAUUACCUAGAGUAAAAAAUAGUAGCAGAAUGUAUAAAGCCCCCCAAAACAAGAAAAAGAACACGAAUUUUGUAUUUUUAAAGUCAAUGUUUAAAAAUAUUAAGAAGCGCUUGCAGCCAGGCAAUGAGAGCGAGAGAGAUAGAGAGAGUGCCCAGGACAGAGACGGGGCUAAAUUUAAAAUUUUAAGAACGAAGCCUGCUUCACUUUCAGUUUAUAUCUUACAAUUACACCCCACAAA